CAUUUCUGCACCACGCAGGAAACUUUAAGUAUCAUGACACAGUUUCAUGUGUUAAAUCAGCAGAUAGUGCCUCCUAGCACCUUAUAACAAUGCCUUUGAGCUCAAUGGUUGUAUGUGCAACAAAUAUAUAAAACACAAGGACUGCUUCAUCUGAAUGUUUCAUGGAAAUGUUUAGUGAAGGCCAGCAAACCAUCGUGUUUAGUUUGUCCUCUGUGUUAUGCCAUGGCCCUGUGUACGGUGGUUUUGUGUUUCCUUCCCUCUUGUGUUUCCUUUCUGGUUACUUGUCUGAUGUGGAAAGGGGCGUGAGUGCUGCUAACCAUCAGUCACACUGUGGAUAUUAUCAUCAUUCUGCUUUCCAAAAACCAGAGGGGUUCACAGCAGGCAGAUUCACUCCGAUGGAGAGCAUCCCGAGUAGAGACAGUGGGUCCUGGAGCUCUUGUGGGUCGCCAAUAAGUCCCAGUGCUCUGGAACCUGCCGGAAAGGACGAGCCCGCGUCUCUGGAAGAGUGCGAACCUGAGAAGCACGAGCGGGAGUUGAGAGACUCCGAGAAGGUUUCUGGCGGUCGCAGUCUGAGCGGCUCAGACGUGGAAGAGGAGAAGGAGGUGGAGGAGGAGAAGGAGGAGAAGGAGGAGUUUGCUGUGGGCAGUCGGGCUCCUGCUCUGACGGCCCGCAGAGGAGACUCACCUGUAGCAGAAAGCCCCGGCGUGGUCACGAGGCCUUACCAGCCGGCGACCUCCCUCGUUCGCAGCUCCGUCGUGGCGGACCUGUCCUCUCUGGGAGAGAGGAGCCCCGACGGGGAAUACGGAGGGCCCGCCCCCCGCGUUCCCCUGUCGGCCGACGACGCCAGGAAGCGCGCGCUUUCCUUCGACUACGCGGAGCCGCCCGCGCAGGCCGGGCGGAACUUCCUGGCCGAGUGGGAGAGAGGGUCCGACAAGACCCCCCCCGGGAGCGGGAGCCCGGGGUCUCCCCCCUCCCCCUGCGCCCCCGGCGCGGAGGAGGCGGAGGCGCGACCGGGCGCCGCCCCACAGCUAGACGUCCUGCCGGAGGAAGAGGGUCGGGACGGGAUUUUUUCACGUGGGAGCGAAGAGACCACGCCCACCGAGGAGACCGAAACGGGUCAGCCGGAGGAAGCGGGGGAAGGACGGCAGGGCGCCACCUACAUGGAGACCACCGACGAGCCGGCCCCGACGGGCGCCCACACGCCUGUGGGGGGGGCCGCGUCGGACGUUUCUGUAGACGGGGCGGGCAGCUUCGCCGGGGCCAGAGCGGCCACCGCCUCUGACGGGGGGGCCCCCUCCCCCGAGACCGCUGCUAAAUUUCAGAAAUUCCCCAAUUCCCGAAUUUCAGGUGCUUCCCCGGGCAGAAAAUCAAACGUUCCGGUCCCUCAGUUCAAAGCUAAGGCCAAGGCUGACCUUGAGAAAGAAGCCAGUGCGGAUAAGAAGCCUUCUGAUGGAAAGACCCCAAGCGCCAGGCCUCAUGCUGCUGGGACCAAAAUACCUGCCAAGGCCCCCGUUCAGACAGCUGAUUCCAGGAUGGAGCAGAAGAAACCCGGAGCUGCAAAAAACGACAAAGAUUCCCCCAACACCCCGGACCGCAGCGGGUACAGCAGCCCGAGCACGCCCAAAUCGCCCUCCAGCCGCGCCCCGGGGCAGCCGCUGGCCGUGGCCAAGGAGGUGAAGAAGGUGGCGGUGGUGCGCACCCCGCCCAAAUCCCCUGGCUCCCUGAAGAGCCGCCAGGCCGUCCCGCUGGCCCCCAUGCCGGACCUGAAGAACGUCAGGUCCAAGAUCGGCUCCACCGAGAACAUCAAGCACCAGCCCGGAGGAGGCCGGGUACAAAUACUUGAUAAGAAGAUUGACUUUAGUAGUGUCCAGCCUAGGUGUGGCUCCAAAGACAAUAUCAAGCAUGUCCCUGGCGGUGGAAAUGUACAAAUUCUUAAUAAGAAGAUCGACUUGUCUAGUGUUCAGUCUAAGUGUGGCUCCAAAGACAAUAUCAAGCACUCGCCCGGAGGUGGCAAUGUUCAAAUCGUCCAUAAAAAGAUUGAUUUGAGCAAUGUGCAAUCAAAAUGUGGCUCUAAGUCCAACAUUCACCACAGACCAGGUGGAGGAAAUGUGGAGAUCAAAUCUGAGAAGGUGGAUUUCAAGGUCCAGUCAAAGAUUGGCUCUCUUGACAACAUUGGUCAUGUUGCCGGGGGUGGGCAGAAGAGGAUUGAAACGCACAAGCUGAGUUUCCGCGAACAGGCAAAGGCCCGUACUGACCACGGAGCGGAGAUUGUCUCCGUGUCCCCAAACAUUUCCACGGAUGGCUCGCCACGGCGUCUCAGCAACGUGUCCUCUUCUGGCAGCCUCAACAUGACGGAUACGCCGCAACUCUCCACACUAGCCGACCAGGUCUCUGCCUCCCUCGUCCAGCAGGGUUUGUGAUUCCCUGUUCCCGACAGAAUUUCUUCACAGGGAACAAACACAGUCAUGAUAAAAAAAGAGAGAAAAGUCACCUUGUCUUUCCUCCUUCCUUUAAAAAAAGUCUUGCAGGAUUUUCUGACUUUGUUAGGAAAGCAGUUCGCCUUUUGCCAUCCUAUUGCUGAUCAGUUUUGGGGCAUAACGAUUAGAGCCAGAUUAAAAUUAAAUACAAAUUUUGAAAAUCACAAAUUAACAAAGAAAUGUAGUUGGAACUUUUAGGACGCAUUGUGCUUGUAAAUCUUUUACAGUGUCAUUGGUUAUAUGUAGACUACUAACAUAGCCUACCUGACAGAGUAGCGCCAUUCACAUAGUGGUUUUGAGCCUUAUUUUAUCGUUGUCGUUGUUUCGUAACCCCUCGUGAUAAUGACAUUUAAAAGGCGUUUCGUCCUGUGCAAAGUAUCUAUGAACACCAGGCACUUUUGAGAAACUUUUAACAUUCUGCAUUGUCGAAAACGAUUAAAUGCUAGUAUCCUACCUCGGUGGAAAUGAUUCGAGUCAUUUCGGUGCUCUAAAUGCCAAGUCGAAAAAACACAUAGGCCAGUCAACGUCUCAAUUGCAGAAUAAAUUUAACGUACACGUUAAACAUUAAUUUUUACUUUCAAUACUAAAUGGGUUGACAUCUAGGCUACUGGCACUAUUUCUUAAGAGCACUUGGGUUUUCCAGUUCAGCUUGAUUGUUUAAAGCGCAGUUUGUGGUAUUGUAGCUACCACCGUUUUGAGAAGAAUUAUAGAAUGGAAAAUGGUAAAUGCCAUUUCGACAGAGGUGUAACGUGUGAAAAUAUCAAAUAAGCUGGCUUACUGACUUACUGCGAAUUGGGAGGAAGGUGUGCUUAUGCACUACUUGGAACAUUUUACUAGCAAGUUUAGUUCAUGUCUCUUUUGCGUCAUAGGCUACCCCUGUUGCCGCGUAUUUCUUUACCUGCCGCAUUAAAUUACUGGAAUUCUGGGAAUGCGUUUGUCAUACAUAUUUUGCCGUCCAAGUCCUGGCUCAUGUGCAUACCUAGAAAACUUUUGUGUGGAGGGUUGGCCAAGCCAUCGUGGUUGUUCAUGCAAUGCUUGUACACCCUUGUCAUUAUUGAGCAGAUAUCACUUUUUAAACAAUUGGCACAAUGUAUAAUAUAAACAGCCAUUGGAUAGACAAAAAAUCUGGUGUUAGUUUCAGUCUUCACAUUUAAAACCAACUUUAGACCAUAUCAAUGAAUAUUUUCCAUAUUUUUUGUGUAUAAUUCCAAGACUAGCCAGGAGGUUUGUUCAUGCUACGUUCAACAGGACACAGGCGAUUGCACAUCAAUUACUGUGGUCUAAUGCUUUUGAAUUCAACUGGCAGUGGAGAGACAUAGUUCAUUGGGGGUGUUGACAGAAGGGUCAGAGUCUAGGUGUUAUAAUGUAUACUGUGCUUUUAAUCCAUGGAAACAGUGCCUGUCUAACUCGUUGGCUCUUGAUGCGUCAUUUUCUAGAAAAGCAGUGUGCGGAAACUAUCCUGAGGGAUGCACACAGCAGAAUAUGCUGUUCCAGACAAAUGGAGUUAUAUGUCCAGGGAUUCGAUAAAAAGUCCCGAAUAACAUUCAGCCUAUUCAAGCGACUUAAUCAAAUGGAAAAGGGGACAGUCUGUUAUGUUCAAUGUUAGAACAUUCGUUUUUCGCGGGCUUACCUUCAGUGACAACAUAUUUAAAAUAUUUAAUUUUUAUGAGAUUAAAAUUCUCAUUCCUCCCACAUGAGACUGCGACCUGUGGACGAAUAUGGUGAAUACACAAAAUAUCGUUUUUAGAUUUACCAUUUUGUCUUUCACAUUAAGACCUUAAUUUCAAAUUUGCGGUUUUAAAGGCAGGAGUUUCUCUUAAGAAGUCCCUUUAACUAAAUUUUCUGGUCAGCACAACUGCUGUGAGGAUGUGCAGGAUGGUAGAGACUCGCACAGUACAUGAAACCACAUCAGUGUUACAGGGUAUCUGCUACAGGCAGGGGACUUAUGAAGGAGCGCUCUCAUUUUGGAAGUAGCAAAAAAUGUGUGACGACGAUUUCUGAAAAUACAAGUGAUGCGAAGUAGUCGUCAUAGUAUAUCGAUUUCCAUUACCCAUAAUCCUACCAGUUUAAUAAUCUCCCAUUACCUUCCCUGCAUGCACAGCAAAAGACAAUGCAGCGUGUGACCAUGCCUCCCCCUUUCCCUACGCUUUAAUUGCUGUGAACACCUCAGCACACUGCUUGUAAUGGAAGGAUAUAGCUAGGAAAAAAAAAAAAAAAUACGAAACACUACACGCGUAUUACCCAGCCUGUGUUGCGCACCAUUCUCUAAUUGUGUAUUUGUGGAAGUGAGAUGUAUCUGGUAUGAAAAUGUUUUUUAAUGUGCCCGCUGGCAGUCGUAAUUCUUUUUUUAAAUUCCAGCACACAUCUGUAAAUAGUUUUUCUGCUUAGUUAGGUUUUGAGAGUGGCGAGUCUUCACAAUUUUGAUAAAAUUGACCGGCCUGCUGCAAAAUAAGAACCACCAACAGACAACAGUCUGAAAUAGAUCUCUUAAAAAAUACUAAACUGUAAAAUGUGAAAAUGAAGAAAUGUGUGUUGCAUACUUAGCUAAAAAAAAAUCCUAACACGUAAAUAAACAGUAUCAGUCAGUGAUUGCCGUUUGAUUUGAACUAAUGUGUAACUGCCAAACCUGAGUGCUGAAUGGAUUGAAACGUUUUCACAAACGCAACAUUCAGUCCAAUCCUGAGACAGGGAGCACCUAACUUGAUUGUACUCAAAUCAUUGUAGACCUAUGUUCUGCUGGACCGUCGACUGGAGACGACAUUAUUCCAUACUUGCUGCCAUCACACUUCUAACAACAUCGUUGCCCAAGGAGAUAGGACACGUUUUGAGCAGGCUCUUCUGACUCGGUGACGAAAGUGCCGGGUUCAGGUCUGAGCAAAGCAAGUGACGAUUAGUAACACAGGAACUUAGGAAACUCUUUCCAUACCAUUUCCUGGAAAAUCCGGUUCUACGGCAUUUUUUGAGCAUGUCUAAGGGGGGGAACAUUAAGAGGGAAUCUCCUCUUAUACCAAUGGCGAACUCCUACACUCUUUGGGCCAGUCUUCACUAGCUAUGCUCCUUGCAUGCACUUAGAGUUUGCAGUAUAUGUUACUCCUUGUAUUUCCCUAGUACUUUCAUUGUAUAUCCUAUUAUUGCUACUUUAUUAGGAUAUCCAUGUAGGUAGCGAUCGAAGGGAGUGAACCCAAAUAGCAACCCUUUUCUCGGUGGAAACAAGGUUUAUAGGUGGUGUAUAUAGAAUUAUCCAAAAUAUAUGUAUGUGUAUUUGUUUGGCAUCUUGUUAAAACUAUUGCCAAGGAAAUAUUUCAUCAACACAGGUAGAGAGAGGCUUAAAUCUAGACAUUUUCAGCAUGCAACAAAUUCCUCUGCAUGUAAUCUUGUUUUGCUCACCAAUAGACCUCAAUUCUGAAUUAAAGGAAUGGAAACGUGUGUUAUGUCUAUAUACUGUGCAUUACUGGAACACAUACAGUAUGACUGGAAUAAAGCAUGGUUUUCUUUAUUGCGAUUUGGUCAAGGACAGGGUAAUGUUUCAGUCUGAACACUUGCUUAAAAAAAAAAAUAAAAAAAAGAAUAAACUGGUGUGGAAAGAGUUGGUUCCGUGAGGCUUUUCAAUGUUGUACAUUAUUCUUUAGCUCCGGCCUUGAUGGGUAGGUUUGAAAAGGUGUUGCAGUUUUGAUCUUACGGCCUUUUAAAUCUUCUGUUUCUGCCAUUUUCUUUUAUUUCUUUGCAGUUCUAAACUCUAGCUUCGCAAUUGUGAUCGUCCAUAUCGUUUUUGUGCGUUUUAUUAACUGGUUUACACUGAUAUAUGUUGCUGUAAAUGUGAAUUUGGAAAUAAAGUCUGUAUUAAAUGGC
Molecule: messenger RNA, 6326 nt
Organism: Anguilla anguilla (European eel)
Lineage: Eukaryota; Metazoa; Chordata; Actinopteri; Anguilliformes; Anguillidae
Gene: mapta
Product: microtubule-associated protein tau a
Exons: 10
Coding region: 162-2420 (752 amino acids)
Biological process (GO): microtubule cytoskeleton organization; neuron projection development
Cellular component (GO): neuron projection
Molecular function (GO): microtubule binding
Source: RefSeq, a predicted model, not a curated record